CCGGCGCACGCGCAGUGAGGGUCCACGUGAGCGCCUGCGUUUCUCCUCAAACCGAGCGAUGCCGCCGGAGCGGAGAAGCCGGAAGAAACCGGACCGGAGCACCAGAGCGAAGCCACACCGGAAGGGUCCAAUGAGGGCAGACCGGAGGACCGGAGCGAGGCCGGGCGGACCGGCCCCAAAGGCUGCCCCUUCAUCGCAGCGGAAACCGCCUGCCCGGCCGAGCGCGGCGACCUCUGCAGUCGCGGUCGCGGUGGAGGAGGAGAGGCGACUUCGGCAGCGGCACCGGGUGGCGCUGGAGGAGGACAAGCCGGCGGCGGAACUGUGCCUGGAGGAGCUGGUCUUCGGCGACGUCGAAGACGACGAGGACGCGCUGCUGCGGCGGCUUCGGGGCCCGCGGAUUCAAGUACCGGAGGAUGCUGGUGACCCGGAAGUGCAGAAUGAAGCAAAAGAUCAUUUCCCUCCUCAAAAGAAGCCAGUUUGGGUGGAUGAAGAAGAUGAAGAUGAGGAAAUGGUUGACAUGAAGAACAAUAGGUUUCGGAAAGAUAUGAUGAAAAAUGCCAGUGAAAGUAAACUUUCAAAAGACCAGCUUCAGAAGAGACUGAAAGAAGAAUUUCAGCAUGCCAUGGGGGGAGUACCUGCCUGGGCCGAGACUAAUAGGCGGAAAACAUCUUCAGAUGAUGAAAGUGAAGAGGAUGAAGAUGACUUGUUGCAAAGGACUGGGAAUUUCAUAUCAACAUCAACUUCUCUUCCAAAAGGAAUUUUGAAGAUGAAGAACUGCCAAAAUGCUAAUGCUGAACGUCCCACAACUGCUCGGAUCUCAUCCGUGCAAUUUCAUCCUGGUGCUCAAGUGGUGAUGGUUGCUGGGUUAGACAAUGCUGUGUCGUUGUUCCAGGUUGAUGGAAAAACGAAUCCUAAAAUCCAGAGCAUCUAUUUGGAAAAGUUUCCAAUCUUUAAGGCUUGUUUUAGUGCUAAUGGAGAAGAGGUUCUAGCCACGAGUACCCACAGCAAAGUCCUUUAUGUCUAUGAUAUGCUGGCUGGAAAGUUAAUUCCUGUGCAUCAAGUGAGAGGUUUGAAAGAGAAGAUAGUGAGGAGCUUCGAAGUCUCCCCAGAUGGGUCCUUCUUGCUCAUAAAUGGCGUUGCUGGAUAUACUCACUUGUUGUCAAUGAAGACUAAAGAACUGAUUGGCAGCAUGAAAAUUAAUGGAAGGGUUGCCGCAUCCACAUUCGCUUCGGACAGCAAGAAAAUAUAUGCCUCCUCAGGGGAUGGGGAAGUUUACGUUUGGGAUGUGAACUCUAGGAAGUGCCUUAACAGAUUUGCUGAUGAAGGCAGUUUAUAUGGAUUAAGCAUUGCCACGUCGAGGAAUGGACAGUACGUGGCUUGUGGUUCUAAUUGUGGAGUGGUAAACAUAUACAAUCAGCAAUCUUGUCUCCAAGAAACAAACCCAAAGCCGAUCAAAGCUGUAAUGAACUUGGUCACAGGUGUCUCCUGUGUGACCUUCAACCCUACUUCAGAAAUCUUGGCAGUUGCUUCGGACAAAAUGAGAGAAGCAGUCAGACUGGUUCACCUUCCUUCUUGUACAGUGUUUUCCAACUUUCCAGUUGUUAGAAAGAAGAAUAUUUCGUUUGUUCAUACCAUGGACUUUUCUCCUAGAAGUGGAUAUUUUGCCUUGGGCAACGAGAAGGGCAAAGCCCUGCUGUAUAGGUUGCACCAUUACUCAGACUUCUGAAGAGAUUAUUUCAAGUAAGAAGAUAACAUUCUAAUGAAUCAUACAGAUCCAUUUGAACCAUGAGAGAAGCCCAUCCUGAGACAUCUUGAGAAUUUGUUCUGUAUCUGUGAUAAUUUAUAGUGAUGUAUUUUGCCAGCUUUGCUCAUUUAUGUUAACAGAAAAUUCUUAAUAAACACAUGACAUACCUAUUUGAAAA
This is a messenger RNA of Echinops telfairi (small Madagascar hedgehog), 1922 nucleotides long. RefSeq names its product UTP18 small subunit processome component (gene UTP18). Gene Ontology annotation, biological process: rRNA processing. Gene Ontology annotation, molecular function: protein binding. Lineage: Eukaryota; Metazoa; Chordata; Mammalia; Afrosoricida; Tenrecidae. The transcript is spliced from 14 exons. Gene Ontology annotation, cellular component: Pwp2p-containing subcomplex of 90S preribosome; small-subunit processome. The record is from RefSeq and is a predicted model, not a curated record. Bases 59 to 1726 code for a protein of 555 amino acids.